Molecule: messenger RNA, 1331 nt
Organism: Cokeromyces recurvatus
Lineage: Eukaryota; Fungi; Mucoromycota; Mucoromycetes; Mucorales; Mucoraceae
Product: kinase-like domain-containing protein
Exons: 3
Coding region: 122-1063 (313 amino acids)
Biological process (GO): protein phosphorylation; intracellular signal transduction
Molecular function (GO): protein serine/threonine kinase activity; ATP binding
Source: RefSeq, a predicted model, not a curated record
GGUUCCGCAUCUAUAAAAGGAGACAAGUAUUGAAAAGAAAGAAGAAUUACCUAUCGGAACAUUAAUUGGAGACUUGGAAAUAGUUAAAUUGUUAAAUAAUGGAGUUUAUGGGCAAGUUUAUAUGGCACGAAAUAUUAAAACAUUCGAGAGAUAUGCAAUCAAGUCUUUUCCUCCUAAUAAAAGUCUCGACUCGAUUCAAAGAAAUGAAAUCAUGUUACACUCGUACCUUUCGGACCAUCCACACAUCAUCCGACUUGAAAAAAUAGUGACAACAGCUAAUAAUUGGACGCAUGCUGUACUUGAGUAUGGAUCUGAAGGAGAUCUCUUUUCAGCUAUAACAGAAAAAAAUCUUUAUUAUGGAAAUCACAAGCUAAUCAAAAGUGUCUUUUUACAACUUAUUGUUGCAGUUCGUUAUUGUCAUGAUAAUCACAUCUUCCACAGAGAUUUAAAACCUGAAAAUAUACUUGUGUUUAAUAAAGGUCAUCACAUUAAAUUGACUGAUUUUGGACUCGCAACUACGGAUACAUUAUCAACCGAUUUUGGAUGCGGCUCAACAUUUUAUUUUUCACCUGAAUGUUUAAAUAAUAAACGUGUUGCCUAUGCAACUGCACCUAACGACGUAUGGGCAUUAGGCAUUAUAUUAAUUAAUUUAUCAGCAGGACGAAAUCCAUGGAGACUCGCAUCUUUAAAUGAUGAUACAUUCUGUGCCUUUGUUCAUGAUCCUAAUAUACUCUUAAAGAUAUUACCUAUCUCAAGUGAACUCAAUCAUAUACUUCAACGUAUCCUUUGUCUUGAUCCUUCACAGAGAAUAUCAUUAAAUGAAUUAUACACCUCUAUUCAGCAAUGUACUUAUUUUACUCGUACACCAGAAGUGAUUCAAUAUGAAGAUUUAUCUUUAUCACCUCCUAUUACACCUGAACGAGAUAUGAGUAGCAGCAUUUCUUCUUCUUCUUCUUAUUCUUCUUCUGUUACAACAACAGAUGAAGGAAAAAAUCAUGUUGAUUAUCUUUUUCCCAAAAAAGGUGAAAAUCUGGACUCACAUUAUAUUCAAGUCAUGAUCUAGACUUUUUUUUUUUUUUUAAUUAUUUCUCACAUAUAUCAUUGCCUGCAACUCUCCUUAUAUUAUGCAUUUAUACCUUUUUUUUUUCUUCACUAGACUCUUAUAUUUAUAUAUACAAAUAUUUGUUUUUUUUUCUUUUAUGUUCAUGACCAUUCUUAUUCCAUUUGUUUAAAUACCUCAAAAUUUAUACAUGUAUAUCCUCAUGCAUCUCUUUAUCUUAUUGAUAUUGUAGAUCCUCUUUUUUUUUUCAAUUAUUAAAUAGCAGAAAACG